AUGACUCUCGCGAUGCUGCCGGACGAGUUGAUCGAAACACUGGCACAUCAGUGGCCUUGCAGGGACACCCAGCUACGACAACUAUCUGCACUCCUUUCGUCAUCUUUGCCGAGUCCGACCUCUCUUGUUCUAUACGGCCCUCAUGCAACGGGAAAAAGCAGCAUCACAAGGGCCUACCUCAAAAGCAGUAAACUUCGCCACGCGAUCAUUCGAUGUCAGGAAUGCGUGACAGGAAGACACUUGCUGGAGAGGACAGUUGGCGCGGUGUAUGAAGCGCUGCAGGGGGAUGAGGAUGAGGCAAAGGUUGGAAACUACUCCGGACGAUGCGAGAAUAUAAGCGCGCUCGCUGUACACCUACAAAAGCUCUUGGACGGACGAGACAAGUUCAUACUCGUAUUCGACGGCAUCGACAGGCRAAGGGAAGCACCGCCAACACUUCUCGCUGCGUUGUCACGGCUUGGAGAGACGGUCUCCCAACUGUGCGUCGUCUUUAUCGUCCGACACCCAGCACCUCGCUYUCUCUCACAGGCAGGUGUACCACACAUUCACUUCGCGCCAUACACGCGGAAUCAGUCUGUCCACAUUGUGGCUCGCAACCCUCUUGACAUCUUCCACGAAGCCCCAGUUGCAGAUCUGGACUACGAUGAGGAAGUCCAUCGAGAAGACAAGGCAUGGUUAUGGCCGCGAUUUUGUGCCGCUGUGUGGGAUGCUUUGGGUCAGAAUGCCGCUCGCGAUCUGGCCGUCUUUCAGGGUGCCUGCCACAAGCUGUGGGGACCAUUCGUUGCGCCAGUCGUUAAGGGCGACUUUGGCACUCGAGACUUUAGUCGGCUUUUGGUAGCUCAGCGAAGACUGUUUCAGGAUGAAGGUCUACUCUUGGACUCGAUCGUGUCGACUCCAGCCUUCAAUACAAGCAUGGCCAAGGCCAAGACCCACGAGCUGCCCUACUACGCAAAGUGGCUACUGGUAGCUGCGUACCUAGCGUCAUUCAACCCAGCUCGAUUCGAUGCACUGUACUUUAUGAAGUCGACGGAACGGAAACGACGAAAGAAAGGUGGCGGCACAGCACGCUCCGGGGGGCGACCAAGCAAGAUCAGGAAGAUUCCACGGCAUCUGCUUGCUGCUUCUGCGUUCACUUUGGAUCGACAUCUCGCCAUACUGCUGGCAAUCCUCCCGCAUGAUUUGAGAACGACGAUAGACAUGUACAAGCAGAUUGCAACUCUGUCAAGUUUGAGGUUGCUGGUCAAGGCGGGUGGGAUAGGCGGCGGCGAUCCUCUAGAGCCGGGUGGGAAAUGGAGGGUUGGCCCUAUGGUGACUUGGGAGUAUGUACAGAGUCUGGCACGAAGCCUUGACUUCGGUUUGACGGACUAUUUAGUUGAAUGA
Ramularia collo-cygni is the source of this 1380-nucleotide messenger RNA. Its product is annotated as related to origin recognition complex subunit 5. Gene Ontology annotation, cellular component: nucleus; nuclear origin of replication recognition complex. The record is from RefSeq and is a predicted model, not a curated record. Gene Ontology annotation, molecular function: DNA replication origin binding. Gene Ontology annotation, biological process: DNA replication; DNA replication initiation. Bases 1 to 1380 code for a protein of 459 amino acids. Lineage: Eukaryota; Fungi; Ascomycota; Dothideomycetes; Mycosphaerellales; Mycosphaerellaceae. The transcript has 2 exons.